Messenger RNA from Mixia osmundae IAM 14324, 4539 nucleotides. RefSeq lists its product as uncharacterized. Lineage: Eukaryota; Fungi; Basidiomycota; Mixiomycetes; Mixiales; Mixiaceae. The record is from RefSeq and is a predicted model, not a curated record. The transcript has 5 exons. Gene Ontology annotation, cellular component: cytoplasm. Gene Ontology annotation, biological process: actin cytoskeleton organization; signal transduction. Bases 1 to 4539 code for a protein of 1512 amino acids.
AUGCCCGUGGCGACACAAGCCAGUGGUCGAGAUAUCCUGUUACGUCGCGACGCUUCGUCCUCUCGCAUCUUGCCGGGUGCUCUCAGCGCUUCAUCCUCCUCUGAUCGCAGCACAAAUAGCGAGGGACAAUACAUCGAGCGCGCAAGAACGAGCUCAUACGAUCGCUCCGAGACGAAUCUGCCCAGAGGUCAGAUUUGUGUCGAGGAAGAGUUCAAGCAUCCACUCUCUGCACAGGCAGACCGCACGCCUGCCUACGACAGCUGUUUGGGAGGCAUUGGUGGCCAGGGAGGCGUAUCAGCUAUCCCGCUCGAGCACUCAAAGGAGUCCAGGAAAGGCGGCAAAGCGUCAAAGAGAGGCUCGACACAGAGCCUUGCCGACACGUCUGAAGCAGGGACCGAUACGCGUCGAAACAGCACCAGUGCAGGCAUCAUCUGGCCAACAGCUACGACAAGGAAGGACGCCGACGCGUCACGCUCGCCAAAAGCAUCUAGCAAGCGGCGUUCUGACGACGUGAUCGUUCUGAGCAAAGAGCCUCGUCAGCGUGCGCAAUCGACUCAAGACAAAAUUGAGCCCGCAAAGCUCAAGAAGAGCCUCAGCUCGAAGCCUGCUCGUCCUGCGCCUGCAUCCAGCAAAGAGCUGCGGUCCGACAAACUCAGUACGUCGCCAAAGCGUGCUGCGAAGCGACAUAGCGUCGAUUCUGCCUUGGCAGAUUCAGAGCAAACUUCACCCUCGCGGCGCGACAAGAGCUCGUCCUCCCGGACCAAGAUCGCCAGCAACAGUCAAUCGAACGCAUCGAAGAGGCAUUCGGCAUCAUCUCUGAGUGGUUCCAAGCCCUCAAAAGCGGCUCCUGCAACCUCUGUCAUCAGUCAAAACUUGACUUCCCCAAUUUCUCGCGUCAUGACGCCCAGCGCAAGCACCCGUUCACCCGUCCUGUUGAACAUCAAGACCGGAGUCAGCGAGAUGAAUGAGAAGGGCAAAGGGCGAGGUGACGCGCCUCUGACAUCGCCAAUAACGCAGGCUCGAUCGCCGACUGUCAGCUCAAAAGCGAGACCAUCGGCGGCAGUAUCUGCGCAUCCGGAUCUCCAGCCCUCAGGAGGCCCUGUCUCACGCAACCUGACAUCGACAGGAUCAGGAUCCAGAGACAAAUCGCCUUGCGGAUCAUGUGGCGAAGCUAUACAUGGACAAUUCGUUCGCGCUCUCGGUGCUGUCUACCAUCUCGAUUGUUUCAGAUGUCAAGACUGUCAGACGGUCGUAGCGCAGAAAUUUUUCCCUGUCGAUGGCGCCAAUGGCAAGCAAUACCCGCUCUGCGAGAAAGACUACUUCAAGAGACUGAAUCUCAUUUGUGCAAAAUGCGGCAAUGCCCUGCGAGGCAGCUACAUCACAGCCCUCGAUAUGAAGUUUCACGUCGAGCAUUUCACUUGCUCAGUCUGUCCGACCGUCUUUGGGCCAUCGGAUUCGUAUUACGAACACAGUGGACAAGUCUACUGUCACUUUCAUUACUCGACGCGGUUCGCAACAAAAUGCUCCGGGUGUAAAUCAGCCAUCUUGAAGCAAUUUGUCGAAAUCAACAGAAACAAUAAUGAUGAACAUUGGCAUCCCGAAUGCUACAUGAUCUCAAAGUUCUGGAAUGUGCGCUUAGCGCAAACAACGCAGACGCGGAAAGGAUCGACCUCUCCAGAGAACAGCGAAGCGACCGAUGAGGCUGAAAAGCUCAUACAAAGUCGGAGCACCAUCAAUGACUCACCUCUCCCAGACGACGAUUACCGGGCGAUCGAAGCUCGAGAGACGCCAACAACACUCAAGGAGAAUCAAAAGGCAAUCGAAGCUCAAGUCUUCAAGAUCUGGACGAUAUUGAGCACCUUCGAAGAAUCCAGUGCGGCGUGUAUUUCGGAGAUGUUGCGGCAUGUCAGCAAUGGCGCAUAUCUGGAUGGUGUGCACAUGGCAGAACGCUUCGUUUUGCAUGUCGAAGCGCUUUUUUGCGCCCUUGAUGAUCUCAGCGCGCAGUUUCGGUUGGCUUGCUCACGAGAGAUAUCGCAUGUUAGAGAGGCGCGCAUGCUUUGCAAAAAAAUCGUCAGCUUCUUCUCCCUUCUCUCGCAAACGCAAGAGUCGGGCGAAAAGAAGAUGAGCAUCACGCAAGAUUUGCUGUCGCUUGUCACCGGUCUUGCGCACUAUCUGAAGAUUUUAAUCCGGAUAGCGCUCACUGCUUCGCUUCGGCUCGAACGCGACUACGCGAAUAAGACCGCAAUCUCUUCGUUUUUGGGCAAAUUAGAUCGACUUGCGCGAGACAGUGAUGCGAUCAAGUCGUCUGACAAAGACGUUAACCUCGAGCGGCAACGGUCAUACGGGUACCGUAGUCUGAUCUCCGCAGUCAGCACGAGUAAUGGUCAAGGCGAAGCUGCAUCCGACACAUGCGAAAGCUGUAGCCUCACCAUCGAGGAAGAGUGCGCGAGGCAAGGCACGACCUCGAGGUGGCAUUUGACAUGUAUCAAAUGCGCCGUGUGUAAGCGUACAGCAGGCAAAGAGCGAUCCGCGCCAUCGGACACAACUUUGCCUAUGAAAGAUUUCCGAAUAGAGCCCCAGCCGGCAUCGUCUGAUCAGCGGACGCCUCGAGCACGGCAUGGGCGCAUAUACUGCGUCGAAUGCAGCUCAGCACGGCGGGCAGAAGCAUUCGAGCACGUGACCAGGCUGGAGCAAUACGCCUAUCUGCUUUGCGUCGCGCUCAAUAAGCUGUACCCUCUGUUACGUCAACGCGGUCUUGCGAGCAAGUCGUCCGCUCAGAGCGACAGCGGAUCAAUUCACGAGGUCUAUAAGGACUCAAAUGACAUAAAGCGGAUGAAGGCGGUCAAUCUGAAUAGAAAGAACUCGGCAACAGCUCGCAAGCCGAAGAGGUCGACCGUCAUUGCGAGUCCCUCGCCGCGGUCUGCGCCUACCGAAAGCUCGAGCUCGUCCGGCCGGACGAGCGAAGCGCGAGAUGCGGUGUCAACGACAGCUCCUGGCGUGGCAAGCGCACCGAUAUAUGCGCGUCCGCCGAGAGAGCAGCCGCCUAUGCUUAGUCCGACGCCGGAACCUGUGACGUCUCCCACGCGGCCGACACUAUCUCGGACAACGACGGCUGUCAAGAUAGUGGACGAGCCGUCUCCUGUCUCGGCAAGCGCGCGAGAUGGCGAUACGAUGACGAAUGCGAUCCGAGACUCGAACGGCAUCACUCUGGCCGAUUUGCAUCAAGUAAUGCAGGCUGAGCAGGAGAAGGAAAGGCAUCCCUCUGCGGCACAACACCAAAACAGUGGCAUCUUGCUGUCCGAGCUGUCCGCUCUCGAAUGCUUUAUUGUCAAGCAUGUCGCUGCUUUGACGUUGGCAGAGCUACCGACUUUCCAGGAGAUCGGCGACCUGGAAGACUUGCUCGAUAUUAUAGAAGCGCGCAAGGGCAACUUCUGGGGCAAACUCUUCAAGGGUGGCAAUGAGAAAAAGGCUGUUAAGAAGAAAGGCGUCUUCGGCGUGCCGUUGGAAGUGCUGAUCGAACGUCACGGCGUUGAUUCUUUGCACGGCUGCAGUCCGGUGCCUGUCAGAGUGCCCAGCUUUGUAGAUGAUCUCAUUUCGGCCAUGAAGCAGAUGGAUAUGUCGAUCGAAGGCGUGUUUCGGAAGAACGGAAACAUUCGGCGGCUCAAGGAAUUGACGGAUGCGCUCGAUAGAGAUCCUACAAGCGUCAACUUCCAAGACGACAAUCCGGUACAACUAGCUGCCUUGCUGAAGAAGUUCCUAAGAGAGCUGCCCGAUCCACUGAUGACGUUCAAGUUGCAGAAUCUGUGGCUUUCAAGUCAAAAGGUCCGGAAUGAAGCGGACAGGAAGCGGAUCAUCCAUCUCAUUUGCUGCCUCUUGCCAAAAGCGCAUCGCGAUACACUGGAGGUCAUCUUUGUCUUCCUCGAAUGGGUUGCCUCCUUCUCGCACGUCGAUGAAGAGACUGGCAGCAAGAUGGAUCUGCACAAUCUUGCAACUGUCAUCUGCCCGAACAUUCUCUAUGCCAGAGGCAAAGACCCAUCGCGCGACGAGAGCUUCCUUGCGAUUCAAGCCGUGCAUGACCUCUUGCAGCAUCAGAACGAGUUCUGGCAGACGCCUGAAGAAUUUGUGGCGAUACUCGAGGAUCAAGAGCUCUUCUCGAACCCAAGCGAGCUAACCUCGAAGGAUAUUCUACGCCGCUGCGAAUACUUCAUCCGAGCGCAAGAGAAGGCGCGCGAACAGCAGCAAGUCGCCCAGCCUCGCCAGCCCAUUCGAUCGCGCGGCGAGGUACAGGCUAGCUCACCAUCUGUCUUCCAGUCGCCUUCUUACGCAUCUCAAGAUGGCCACAAUGGCGCACCACUCGCCUCACCUCGUUCUGUCGAGCGAAACCCGUAUGGCAGCUUGUCCGAGCAACCCCACACGAACGGACACGGCACAUCUGCCAUGCGUCCGCAAGGCUCUACGUCGACAUUCUCACCGCCUCCGUCACGUGGUCAAUCGCCGUUCGUGUACAGCGGCUCUCCCCGCGAGCCGGGCUACCUAUGA